Entelurus aequoreus (snake pipefish) is the source of this 2675-nucleotide messenger RNA. RefSeq names its product RNA binding fox-1 homolog 3a (gene rbfox3a). The transcript is spliced from 15 exons. Gene Ontology annotation, cellular component: cytoplasm; nucleus. Gene Ontology annotation, biological process: regulation of alternative mRNA splicing, via spliceosome; nervous system development. The record is from RefSeq and is a predicted model, not a curated record. Gene Ontology annotation, molecular function: mRNA binding. NCBI's taxonomy places the organism in Eukaryota, Metazoa, Chordata, Actinopteri, Syngnathiformes, Syngnathidae. Bases 340 to 1506 code for a protein of 388 amino acids.
CAUGACAUAAACCUCCCUAAUUGUUAUAAAGCACACUGUUUAUAUUAAACAUGCUUCACUGAUUCGAGUAUUUGGCGAGCGCCGUUUUGUCCUACUAAUUUUGGCGGUCCUUGAACUCACCUUAGUUUGUGUCCAUGUAUAACUUUCUCCGACUUUCUAGGACGUGUUUUAUGCCACUUCUUUUUCUGUCUCAUUUUGUCCACCACCCUUUUAACGUGCGUGAAUGCACAAAGAUGGACAGCGAGACAUGAUGGGUGGAACUUCAUGAUGUUGCUUCGACAACCCAACCUCCAUUGACUACAGCUGUUCUACAGUAACGGACGGCUUCCAUCGCUGUACAUGGAGACCGCCAAUUUGGCAGAAACUAAGCCAGGAAGUGAUCUGUGCAAAGUAGGAACCAUCGCCUCGUUUGGGAACGUGGUGUACAGUGAGCUGCUCAACCAACCCUUCUGGCAUUUUGGGAUUCCCUUCAUUACCAGACUGGGUAACCAAGAGGCCCCAGCUCCCCCUGAAGCAAUGGCUCAGCCCUUUCCACCAGCCCAGUACCCUCAUCCCCCACAGAAUGGGAUACCUGCCGAGUACGCCACAGCCCACACUCACCCACCAGCUGACUUUACAGGAUCAAACACGGUGGCGGAACACACCCUAACGCUGUACACGCCGACACAUACGCAAAGCGAACAGCCUGGGAGUGACAGCAACGCCCCUACCCUCACAGUCAACACGGUAACGCAGGCCAACGAGAUUGCACAGUCGGAGGGUUCCCAGAUUCUUCAUCUGCAGCCAAAUGACUCCUUAGAGAAACAGCAGCCCAAAAGACUACACGUCUCAAACAUACCAUUUCGUUUCCGAGACCCUGACCUUCGGCAAAUGUUUGGGCAAUUUGGCAAGAUUUUAGACGUGGAGAUUAUUUUUAACGAGCGCGGCUCCAAGGGCUUUGGGUUUGUAACAUUUGAAACAACCGCAGAUGCCGACCGUGCACGAGAGAAACUAAAUGGUACAAUCGUAGAAGGACGCAAAAUAGAGGUUAACAAUGCCACAGCAAGAGUAAUGACCAACAAAAAGGUGGCGAACCCUUAUACAAACGGCUGGAAGCUCAAUCCAGUGGUUGGAGCCAUGUAUGGGCCUGAAUUUUAUGCAGUCACAGGGUUUCCAUACCCCACCACAGGGGCAGCAGUGGCCUAUAGAGGGGCCCAUUUGAGAGGGAGGGGCCGGGCUGUCUUUAACACAUUCCGUGCUGCACCACCUCCCCCUCCUAUCCCUGCCUAUGGCGCCAGCGUGGUCUACCAGGAUGGCUUUUAUGGGGCAGAAAUAUAUGGCGGAUAUGCAUCUUACAGAUAUGCCCAGCCAGCUGCUACUGCUGCAGCUGCAUACAGCGACAGUUAUGGCCGAGUCUAUGCAACAGCAGACCCAUAUCACCAUACAAUUGGUCCUGCAGCAACAUACAGCGUGGGCACUAUGGCUAGCCUUUACAGAGGAGGGUGCAGUCGCUUCGCUCCCUACUAGAAAGGAGGGAGCCACGCCCCCUUUCCUUCCCCAGCAAAACAAACACAAAUCAAAAAGACACAGCAAAUAAAAUCCCCCCAAAAACAAACAUCUUCUUCAAGGAGCAAAAACAUGCAAUGCUUCCUUCCAGGUGGCAAAUAGAAGUUCCCGCUCUUACAUGAUGUUAUUGAUGUCUCUUGGUAAAUGAAUGUUGAUUUGUGACAGAGGUCAAUAGGAAAGUGUGAUUCUGCUUCUCUGUGUUCUCUCCCCUUUAGAGGUCCCAAUGCACCGCUUUAAAUUUCAACCUACAGUAAAUCCCCGACCUUACCGUUUCACUCCCUCGUAUGCGAUACGAGCAUCAAACUUACAAAUGAGAUUUAUUAUGUAAACGGCACAACCAUUCGGCCGAGAUUCGGAUAACUGAAGCAGCGUUUCUGACUGCCUGCCUUGUUAAAAUACAACUUACAACUAUUCGGCCUAAAGAAGGUGAAAGCGCAACAAAACGUUUCCCGUUAAGCGAUGCAUAAGGCGAGAGGAAUAGAGCGAUCUAUUACCGAAUCUGAAUGCAGCAGGAAGGGAUGUGUGGUGGACGCCGUUGGGAAUGGGGAGCGAGCCAAUUGAUUGUUGGCGCACUGCCAGAGUCAGGUGGUAUCCUAUUACUGCUGAACUGCUUUAAAAGGGAAAAACACAUUAUUGUCCUCCACUGGGGAAAACCGGGGCGGACUAUGGAUUCAUAGUCGUCGGCACAAGUCACAGUUUUCUUUCCAUCGCAUUCAAGUUGUAUGUUUUUUUUUAAAGUAAAUAAGAUCUCAACAUCCCUUCAAUGAAACACCAGUUGAAGUUCAUUUGAUCGGCAGGUGGCAGUAGUGAACAGAAGAUGGUGUAUCUGUGUGGAAUGUACAGUACAUACAGUAUGUUCUUAAAGCUGCGGCAUGUCACGGCCAGGCAGCUGCCUAAAUGCCGUUCGCGAUCUAACGAGCUUCCAGAAUGAUAUCUCGCCCUAUUCCUGGUCUGACCAUGUAACAUAUCGUACGCUCCACUAAUAAAGACUUUGCUGAAAGUAAACAUUUUCAAACCAAAAAAUAUCAAAAGAACACCACCGGCUAGCAUACAUAAUUACAUCCCAUAAAAGGAAUAGGAUACAGUACCACUUCCUGGCCCAGGAGCUGGGAAUCGAUACUGGUACUCAA